AAGCAGUCACACUAUGGGGAGUGGGAGGGAUCAGAAAAGUUGGAGUGAACACAUUGUGUGCCCAGAUCUAUAUAGAUAGGUUGAUUGGUUCUUGCUAGCAAUUAGAUGCUCAUUUAGUCUAGAAAUGAAGAACGCAAGAGUGAGGGAGUGGCAGAUGUUCUCUAGAUCCAUUUUUACACAAUCAUAAAAUUAUUAUGAUUUCUGGUCUACUUGCUGAGAUUGGACAAUCUAGUCAACUUGCAUGUUAUUCAACAUUUAGAAAAGCAUAUCUAGGUCAAAGAGCUUCUAGAUGUUAUAGGACAUAUUUUAGUCAUUUGCGUUUGAAAAGUACAAUGAAUCUUGUUCCCAAUGCUUCGCCUAAACCUAAAGUAUUUGUUAGCCGUAGAAUUCCAGAAAAAGGAUUUGCUUUAUUAGCAUCAGAAUGUGACGUGUUGAGCUGGAAUCAUGAAGAUCCACCACCACGUAAAGAUUACCUCACUGCUGUUAGAGGCAUUCAAGGUCUCUUUUGUUUAUUAACAGAUACAAUUGAUGCUGAACUAUUAAAUGAAGCAGGUCCAAGUUUGCGUGUUGUAUCUACUAUGUCUGUUGGCUAUGACCAUAUUGAUGUUCAAGAAUGUCAUAAAAGAAACAUUCAAAUUGGCUACACACCUGGAAUAUUGACAAGUGCUACUGCUGAACUGACUGUAACUUUGUUGCUUGCUACAUCACGAAGAAUUAAAGAAGGUGUAAAAGCUGUUGAAAAUGGAGAAUGGGGUACCUGGAAACCUAUGUGGCUCUGUGGUCAAGGUCUGGAAGGUGCCACAGUUGGGAUUGUUGGAUUAGGCAGAAUAGGUCUGGCUGUUGCUAAGCGUCUAAAGCCAUUUGAUAUCGCUCAGAUCUUGUACUGUGGCAGAUCAGAAAAGCCAUCCCAAGCAUUAGAAGUUGGUGCAGUAUUUACCAGCUUUGAAGACUUGUUGACUAGAUCAGACUUUGUUAUAGCCUGCUGUGCACUGACACCAGAGACUCAUCAUCUGUUUAAUGCUACAGCUUUUAAGCAAAUGAAACAGACUGCCAUUUUUAUCAAUAGCAGUAGAGGGGGCAUUGUAAAUCAGGAUGAUUUGUAUGAAGCACUCAAGUCUGGGAAAAUAAGAGCCGCAGGGCUAGAUGUGACCACACCAGAACCUUUACCCACAGACAGUCCAUUACUAAAACUUGACAAUUGCCUUGUGCUUCCACACAUUGGCAGUGCUACUCAAAGCACUAGAGAGGCCAUGGCAGUUUUAGCUGCCAGAAAUCUCCUGGCCGGACUUCAAGGAAAACCCAUGCCUUGCCAGAUAAAAUAACUGAACUAGAUGUAGACUCUAUCAAAUAAAUUAGUAAAAAAAUGGAACCAUGUUUUGUGUAAAGCAUAGUUUACAUUAAAAAUUGUUCAUAAAUAAUUUAUGUUGCAUUAGUGUUUAAGAAGUGUUGCCUUAUCAUAAAUUUUCAUAAACAGAAAGGUAAUGCAUUAAUUUUGGUUUCCAUAUUUUUAUCAGAUUCUUUCUCUUUUGAACAUUUAACCCCACUAAUUUUAUAGUGUCUCCAUUAGUGAGCACUAAUAGGGAAUCAAUCAAAUCAGUAUUAGUUAAUUAUUACCAUAUUUUCAUGCAUACAACCCGAGGAUCUUAAAAGUUAGUACAAUCAAAUGGCAGCAGUGCAGGGUAUUAUAAGGUCAGAAGAAACUAAUAGUAAAUAAAAUAAAUGAGAAAUGGAUAAGCUCUCAUCCAAAUCACAAGAAAGAUGAUGCCUAUUAUAAGCUAUCCCAACAAGAUCAACGUCUAAUCUUUCGACUCAGGACCAGACACAACAGAAUGAGACAACAUAUAUACCAGAAGCUCAAAAUUGGAACCAGUGAAAUCUAUCCAUGUGGAGGGUCACCUGAGAAUGCUGACUUUGUCCUCCAAAACUGCUCUCUUUACCAAGAGACCCAUACAAGACACUGGCCCCAAAACACCCCAAUAGAUAGAAAACUAUAUGGAGAGCUCCCUGAUUUGGAAACCACUGCGCAGUUCAUCUCAUAUAUUGGUCUAGUCAUCUGAACGCUCCAACAUAAAAAUGAGAACAAAGAAGAAAAAG
Biomphalaria glabrata is the source of this 2094-nucleotide messenger RNA. RefSeq names its product glyoxylate reductase/hydroxypyruvate reductase-like. Gene Ontology annotation, molecular function: glyoxylate reductase (NADPH) activity; hydroxypyruvate reductase (NADH) activity; hydroxypyruvate reductase [NAD(P)H] activity. Gene Ontology annotation, cellular component: cytosol. The coding region runs from base 195 to 1322 and encodes 375 amino acids. NCBI's taxonomy places the organism in Eukaryota, Metazoa, Mollusca, Gastropoda, Planorbidae. The record is from RefSeq and is a predicted model, not a curated record. The transcript is spliced from 4 exons.